AUGGAGACCGCGUCGCCAGCAGCUGCGCCUGCCGUUGAGCAGGUGGGGCGUUGUUGCGGCUCUUCAGCAGCAGCAGCUGCUGCUGCUGCAGCAGAAGUGAUGUCUGCAGCAGCAGCAGCAGCACCUGCUGCUGCUACCCUAGACCCAGCAGCAGCAAAAGCCCUCCAUUCAACUAGGGAAAAGAUGGCUUUGUGGCUUGCUGCUGAACUUGAGCUGCUGCAGCGGCUGCUGUACAAGAUAAAUGCGCAGCACCGGAAGGCCCCCUUUUUUUUUAAGGCUCGAGGUGUAUUGGCAGCUGCUGCUCGUCUGCUGCGGCUGCUGCUGCUGUGUCCCUCAACAGCAGGGCCGCAGCAGCAGCAGCAGCAGCUGCUGCUGCAGCAGCUAAUCAAGCAGGCGCGCCCGCUGCUGACUCACGAGCAGCCGCACCUGCUGCCGCGCCAGCAGCAGCAGCAGCAGCAGCAGCAGCAGCAGCAGCUGCCUCCGCGGGGCGGCGCUAGCGCUUCCUUCGCGCAGCAGCAGCAGCAGCAGCAGCAGCAGCAGCAGCAGCAAUUUAUAGAUUUUUUUGUGUCCCUGAAGCAGCUGCUUGCUGCUGCUUUUGAUCUGCAGCUUUCAAUACAACAUGCUGCUGCUGCUGCUUCGCAGCUGCUGCACUUGGGCUACCACGUCAGCAUGGUGCUGCCGCUGCUCGCCAUCUACGGUCGGCUGGCGGCUUUGGGACUCUCGCUGUCUGUGGGCAUAGAGCAGCUGCUGCAGCAGCACGGGGAGCUGCUGCAGCAGCAGGCGGAGGUGCUGCAGCAGCACAGGGAGCUGCAGCAGCUGUUUGCUUCCCACGUGCCAGCAGCAGCAGAAGCAGCAGCAGCAGCAGAAGCAGUUGCUGCUAUGACAAAAGCUGUGUCUCGAGGAGCUAAGGGGGCGCGCGGCGCCUCGGGUGUACGUACACCGCAGAACGCAGCAGCAGCAGCAGCAGCAGCAGCAGCACCGACGGAUGCUGCUGCUGCUGCUGUGCUGCUGCAGUGGUCCGAGUCCUGCAGAGCCGCAUGCGAGGGUGCAGCAGCAACAGCAACAGCAGCAGCAACAGCAGAAGCAAAGCCUUUCGCCGCUGCUGCUGCAGCAGCAGCAGAGCCGAACCCCUCGCCCGAAGCCCCCCCCAGCAGCAGCAGCAGCAGCAGCAGCAGCAGCAGCAGCAAGAAGAGCACUUUGCCCAAACAGUUCGUCGAGUUUGCCGUGUCUGCUGCUCCCUUCAUCGGCAGCCGCAGCAUAACUGAAGAAGCAAUUGCGCGGGAGUGGGCAGCAGCAGCAGCAGCAGCAGCAGCAGCAGCAGCAAGAACAGCAGAAGCUGACCCAAGCCCCAGCCUAAACCCUCACUUGGCCCCUGCUGCCAGCUUUGCUGCUGAAGACGAAGAAGAGUGGCUGUGGCACCCCAGCAGCAGCAGCAGCGACAGCAGCAGCAGCGGCGACAGCAGCAGCAGCAGCGAGCAGCAGCUCACAGCAGCAGCAGCAGCAGCAGCAGCAGAGCCAGAGCCGUUUGAGGCCCUCGAGGACGAGGCCCUACACGCAGAUGCAGCAGCCGACUCGGAACGCGCGCUAAUCAACUAG
Molecule: messenger RNA, 1596 nt
Organism: Eimeria necatrix
Lineage: Eukaryota; Apicomplexa; Conoidasida; Eucoccidiorida; Eimeriidae
Exons: 3
Source: RefSeq, a predicted model, not a curated record